Molecule: messenger RNA, 1315 nt
Organism: Bombina bombina (fire-bellied toad)
Lineage: Eukaryota; Metazoa; Chordata; Amphibia; Anura; Bombinatoridae
Gene: SFXN2
Product: sideroflexin 2
Exons: 12
Coding region: 100-1074 (324 amino acids)
Biological process (GO): serine import into mitochondrion; monoatomic ion transport
Cellular component (GO): mitochondrial inner membrane
Molecular function (GO): monoatomic ion transmembrane transporter activity
Source: RefSeq, a predicted model, not a curated record
CGUGGACGGAAGAAAUGUGUUGAAUGAGGACGGAGCAAGGCAUGAUAUGAUAAGUUAGGAAAGUGCUGCUGGUAUUGCUGUUUUCAUCAGUUCAUUAAAAUGGCUAUGGAGCUAAAUGUUACAAAAUUCAAUAUUGAUGCCCCACAGUGGGACCAGGGUACAUUCAUUGGACGAUUGAAGCACUUCUUCAACAUUACAGAUCCCAGGACAGUAUUUGUAUCAGAACAGGAGCUAGACAAAGCAAAAUUGCUUGUGGAGACAUGCAGAGCAGGUUCUGCUCCACCAGGGACAAGUGAAGAACAGUUGCGUUAUGCUAAGAAGUUGUACGACUCCGCCUUCCACCCUGACACCGGAGACAAGAUGAACCUGAUUGGAAGAAUGUCUUUUCAGGUUCCUGGAGGAAUGGCCAUCACUGGCUGCAUGCUGCAGUUUUACAGAACUGUUCCAGCUGUGGUCUUCUGGCAAUGGGUGAAUCAGUCAUUUAAUGCAUUAGUAAAUUACACCAAUCGGAAUGCAGCAUCUCCCAUCACGUUGACUCAGAUUGGGGUAGCUUAUGUCACAGCUACAAGCACUGCCUUGGCCACAGCAGUAGGACUGAACCUUUAUACCAAGAAAGCGCCUCCUUUAGUAGCCCGCUGGGUUCCCUUUGCUGCGGUUGCGGCUGCUAAUUGUGUGAACAUUCCUAUGAUGAGACAGCAGGAAAUACUUAAUGGAAUCGCAGUCACUGACGAAAAUGACAAUAAAUUGGGAUACUCAAGGAAAGCUGCUGUCAAGGGAAUCAGCCAAGUUGUAAUCUCAAGAAUAUCUAUGGCUGCCCCAGGAAUGAUCCUAUUGCCAGUUCUUAUGGAGAGACUGGAAAGAAUGCCCUUUAUGAAAAAAAUCCAUUUCUUACAUGCUCCUCUGCAAGUUAUGUUGGCUGGUGGUUUCUUACUCUUUAUGGUUCCCGUUGCCUGCUCGCUGUUUCCUCAAAGAUGUUCUAUGGCGGUGAGCAGCCUUGAGCCUGAACUACGCGAUUCCAUUGUAAACCAGUAUGGAGACAAACUUCACUAUGUUUAUUUUAACAAAGGAUUGUAACCAUCAACCAAAGUAGCAGCCUUACCAUGCAGUAUGACUCAAUAUCAAAGACGAAGACCAAUACCUCUAUUCCUGGACAGUGGGAUUUAGACCUGGCAUGGGUUUAAUUCUUUUAUUUUACCAGUCUAAGCUCCUUCCUGGAUGCUUGUUACAUAUUUGAUAAGCCAAAUAAUAUAACUAUUUUAGGUGCAUUUACAAUGUAAAAUGUGUUACUUUUUAAAGGAAUAUUCUAAUCCAAAAA